AAGUAGUUCAUUAGGCAUGAGAUUAAUGAAAAAAUAAAUUCAUAAUUAUUAGGUCAGGUAUUUUAAGUCUUAUUAAUGAAAGUAGAACAUUUCUUUUCUUUUCUUUUUUUUCUUUUUUUUUUUCCUUAAAAAUUCGGUGAAAAUCAAUUACUCCACAGUCCAUUUCCAAAGUUGAAAACUUUACUGUCUUCUAUGCUGGGACAGAACAUGAUGCUAAUGCUAUUGCUCUACUCUCUAGGGCUUUUGUUUCAACUUUGAACAUCUGAGGUCAUUUUUAAAGAAAAAGGGAUCGCACAUGCUCAGUACUAACAGUUAAAAGAACUCACUUUGUUCUCAAUCUCUUAAACUGAAAAAAGAAAAAACAAGAAGAAGAAUGAAAGCAACCAAAUGCUGCUAUUCAUUACUCAACUUUAUAAACUAAAGAAAGGUGAGAUGACUCGAACAAACCUCACUUUCAAAACCUUUACAAAACCCCAACCAAUACAAUUCUUGAAAACUACCAGAACCCAGUUUUUACAAUCCCAUGCUACUGCCGUAAACCUGGGUAAACCUUUACAGGAACCUAAAUGCUCAAUUGCGCAGAAUGUAUUUGAUAGAAGUCCGAAACAAGACGUUGUACAGUGUAAUCACUUGCUUUUUGAGUAUUCUCGCAAUAAUUCUCACCAUGAAGUUGUUAAUCUCUUCGUGGCUAUUCAUCGUUCUGAUCUUUUAACUGAUGGGUCUACCCUUUCUUGUGUUCUGAAAGCUUGUGCUUGCUUGUCAUGCAAAAAGUUUGGGAUUCAGGUGCAUGAUUAUUGUGUAAAAUCUGGUUUUUUGGAGGAUAUUAGUGUUGGCACAUCUCUCGUUGACAUGUAUAUGAAGAGUGAGUAUGUUGAAGAAGGGAAGAGAGUUUUUGAUGAAAUGGAAGAGAGGAAUGUUGUGUCAUGGACCUCAUUGCUUGUCGGUUAUGCACAUAACGGAUUGAAUAUGGAGGCAUUGGAAUGCUUCUUUGAAAUGCAAGCAGGAGCCAUUAAGCCUAAUCCAUUUACAUUUGCAACUGUUCUUGGAGCUUUGGCAGAUAGUAAAGCUAUCGCUGACAAAGGAGUUCAAAUUCACACUAUGGUAGUCAAAAACGGGUUUGAAGCAACUAUCUUUGUUUGCAAUUCUUUGAUUAAUAUGUACUCGAAAUCAGGCAUGGUUAAAAAUGCUAAAGCUGUUUUUGAUAAUAUGGUGACAAGGGAUGCUAUCAGUUGGAACAGUAUGGUUGCUGGCUAUGUGGCAAAUGGACUUUAUUUGGAAGCUAUUGAGAUGUUUUACCAUCUGAGACUUGCCGGUGUAAAGCUCACCAAUUUCAUUUUUUCCUCUGUUAUCAAGUCAUGUGCUAAUAUCAAGGAAUUGGGUUUUGCUAGGCAGCUCCAUGGUCAGGUCCUGAAGGGUGGAUUUGAAUAUGAUCACAAUAUUAGAACAGCAUUGAUGGUAGCCUAUAAUAAGGGCAGAGAAAUAGAUGAUGCUUUUAAGAUAUUUUCUAUGAUGUAUGGAAUUCGAAAUGUGGUGUCAUGGACGGCCAUUAUUAGUGGGCAUUUGCAGAAUGGUUUGGCAGAGCAAGCUGUUAAUUUAUUUUGUGAGAUGAGCAGGGAAGGUGUUAGACCAAAUGAUUAUACUUUUUCUACUAUCCUUGCGGCUCAACCAGUUGUUUCGCCUUUUGAAGUACAUGCACAAGUCAUCAAAAGUGAUUAUGAGAAAUCACCUUCAGUUGGAACUGCACUUUUGGAUGCUUAUGUCAAGCUAGGAAAUCUCAAUGAAGCUUCAAAAGUGUUUGAAAGAAUAGAUGACAAGGACAUUGUGGCUUGGUCAGCAAUGGUUGCUGGAUAUGCUCAAACUGGGGAUACUGAGGGAGCUGUUAAGAUACUUAUCCAAAUGGCAAAGAAAGGGGUUGAACCUAACGAGUAUACCUUCUCUAGUGUCAUAAAUGCUUGUACUGCCCCUACAGCGGCAGUAGAACAAGGAAAACAGUUUCAUGCUUGGUCAAUCAAGUCUAGAUUUAAUGAUGCUUUAUGUGUCAGCAGUGCUCUUGUCACCAUGUAUGCAAAGAGAGGAGAGAUAGAGAGUGCAAAUGAAGUUUUCAGGAGACAAGGGGUGAGAGAUUUAGUUUCCUGGAAUUCAAUGGUCUCUGGAUAUGCACAGCAUGGCCAUGCAAGGAAGGCUCUUGAGGUAUUCAAGGAGAUGCAAGACCAAAACCUGGAAUUGGAUGGUGUAACAUUCAUUGGUGUCAUUUCUGCUUGCACACAUGCUGGGCUAGUAGAUGAAGGUCAAAAAUAUUUCGAUAUCAUGGUGGAAGAUCACCACAUUGAGCCGACAAUGGAGCACUAUUCUUGCAUGGUUGAUUUAUAUAGCCGAGCUGGAAUUCUUGGAAAAGCCGUGGAUGUCAUAAAUGAGAUGCCAUUUCCUGCAGGUGCCACUGUAUGGCGAACUCUCUUGGCUGCUUCUCAUGUUUACCGCAAUAUAGAGCUGGGAAAGCUUGCAGCAGAAAAUCUCAUAUCACUCCAGCCACAGGACUCAGCUGCUUAUGUUCUGCUAUCCAAUAUAUACGCUGCAGCUGGAAAUUGGCAAGAAAGAGCUCAAGUAAGGAAAUUGAUGGAUGAGAGAAAAGUGAAAAAAGAAGCUGGGUAUAGCUGGAUUGAGGUGAAAAAAAAGACCUAUUCAUUUUUGGCUGGCGAUAUAUCUCAUCCCAUGUCAGAUGAAAUUUAUUCAAAACUUGAAGAACUAAGCAGCCGACUGAAGGAUGUUGGAUAUCAUCCUGAUACUAAUUAUGUACUUCAGGACGUUGAUGAAGAACACAAGGAAACUAUUCUUUCUCAACACAGUGAGAGGCUGGCUAUUGCUUUUGGAUUGAUUGCUACACCUGCAGGUACUCCUCUCCAGAUUAUGAAGAACCUAAGAGUCUGUGGAGACUGCCACACUGUUAUUAAAUUAAUAUCAAACAUUGAAGAGAGGUAUAUUGUAGUCAGAGAUUCAAACCGCUUUCAUCACUUCAAGGGAGGUUUAUGCUCUUGUGGGGAUUAUUGGUGAGAACUCAUUGAUUUGCCCGUUAAAUUGAAACCUCUGGCGCAAUGCUUAGCACAUCAAAACCGCCCUCAGGAUGUGACCCACAUUGUAGUUAUGUGCUGUAAUAAGUUUAACCGAGUAACACAAUCAGUGUUAUGCAGCUUAUGGAAAAGACUUCUGAAUCGCUCAGCAAUUGAAUUGUUUGGGGUAGAAUUCUUGUAAUGACAAUGAACAUGAUGGCGAUUCAUGUCAAAAAGGGCAUUAAAUCAAGUAUUGAACAUAUAGUGAGAAUCAUAAUUUCAGCAGACAGAGCCUAAUGUAAGAUUGGAGGUUCCAGGAGCAACAUGGUGGGAAAACCGAAUUUGUGCUAAAAGCCUGAAGCAGAAACGGGUAUUGCUUGUUCAAUGGAAGGCUCCAAUCAAUAUCUUAGUUUCAGAGUGAUUACUACAUAGUUUGAGGAGGGACGAACCAAGUAAAAGAAGGAAUAAAAGACCUUCAUAAAUGGUAAUGCCUGGCACGGUAAGAAUGUCAGCAUCAAUGCACAGGUAAACCGACAAGACUUGGCGAUGGGAAGUCGAGCACUCAUAGAAAGCCUCUAGGGAUGCCUUUAGAUCUAAUAACCUCACAUUAGCUGACAUGCCAAUGGUCCAGCUGUGGCCUGUUAUAUACUAUGUUUGUUCUUUGGCGGCCAAUUAUAUCAGUCAGACUCUGAAGAAAGAAUUGCCAAAAGAUUAAAGUGGUUUAUGCAGUGUUGAAUUGUGUUGUAUGUUCAAUAUGUGAUCAAGUCUUGACCAUAACAUUGUAAUACCAUUUAUGCAAAUUAAUUUGGUUCAGUGUCUUUCUUUUUUUAUUAAUUGAUUCAGUUAAUUUGAUUGUUUGUAAAAUCUAUACAAUUUCAUUUGCUUCUGUUAAAAUGAAGUAAUAUGUGAUGAAGUUGUUUUUA
Messenger RNA from Ricinus communis (castor bean), 3967 nucleotides. Its product is annotated as pentatricopeptide repeat-containing protein At2g27610. The record is from RefSeq and is a predicted model, not a curated record. The transcript is spliced from 2 exons. Gene Ontology annotation, molecular function: zinc ion binding; protein binding; RNA binding. Gene Ontology annotation, biological process: RNA modification. Lineage: Eukaryota; Viridiplantae; Streptophyta; Magnoliopsida; Malpighiales; Euphorbiaceae. The coding region runs from base 388 to 3048 and encodes 886 amino acids.